CACCUUAAGAGGACGAUGUAGCCCGCUAGCCGCGCAGACCUUAGAAAAACAAGUUUGCGCAAAGUGGCGCGGGGGCCCGGCCUGCGGGCAGCUCCGGCCGCGCUCCCACUGCCUCCCAGCCCUCGCCGGCAGCGCAGCCGCGGCCCAUGGAGCCCGCCCGCCCGGCCCCCGGCCGCCUCGGGCCGCUGCUCUGCCUGCUGCUCGCCGCGUCCUCCCCCUGGACAGGAGCGGCAGGUGAGGAGGAGCUGCAGGUGAUUCAGCCUGACAGGUCAGUGUCAGUCGCAGCCGGACAGACGGCCACUUUGAACUGCACCCUGACCUCCAUGCUCCCUGUGGGGACCAUCAAGUGGUUCAGGGGGUCUGGACCAGGCCGCCAGUUAAUCUACAGUUUCAAGGGCGGAGAAAGCUCCUUCCCCCGAGUAACAAAAGCUUCAGAUGCUACAAAGAGGAACAACACGGACUUCUCCAUCCGCAUCAGUAACAUCACCCCUGAGGACACCGGUGUCUACUACUGUGUGAAGUUCCAGAAAGGGACCCCUGAUGUGGAGAUUAAGUCAGGCCCAGGCACUCGGGUCACCGUGAGCGCCAAACCCUCUCCCCCCGUGGUCUCGGGCCCCACGGAGAGGGCCACGCCUGAGCAGACAGUGAGCUUCACCUGCCAGUCCCACGGCUUCUCCCCCAGAAACAUCACCCUGAAAUGGUUCAAAAAUGGGAACGAGCUGUCGGCCUCCCAGACCAACGUGGACCCAGAGGGAGACAGCGCCUCCUACCGCAUCUCCAGCACAGCCGAGGUGGUGCUGGCCCCGGGGGAUGUUCGCUCCCAGGUCAUCUGUGAGGUGGCCCACGUCACCCUGCAGGGGGGCCCCCCUCUUCGUGGGACCGCCAACUUGUCAGAGACCCUCCGAGGUAGACGCCCCUCACACCCAGAGCGAGCCCACUCUGCGCCCAGCUGGGGGAGNGUCACCUGCCAAGUGAAGAACUUCUACCCCUGGCGCCUACAGCUGAGCUGGUUGGAGAACGGAAACGUGUCCCGAACAGAAACGGCCUCAAACCUCACAGAGAACAAGGAUGGGACCUUUAACUGGACAAGCUGGCUGCUGGUGAACGUCACUGCCCACAGGGAGGACGUGGUGCUCACCUGCCAGGUGGAGCAUGACGGGCAGCCGGCGGUCCGCAGAACCCACACCGUGCACAUCUCUGCCCACAAGCAGGACAAGGAUACAGGCCAAAUCCCGGAAAAGUCUAACGGCUGGAAUAUCUUUAUUGUGGUGGGCGUGGUUUGUGCCUUGCUGGUGGCCCUGCUGAUUGCAGCCCUCUACCUCCUCCGAAUUCGACAGAAGAAAGCCAAGGGCUCCACUUCUUCUACAAGGUUGCAUGAGCCCGAGAAGAGUGCCAGAGAAAUAACCCAGAUCCAGGACAACAACGACAUCACAUAUGCAGACCUGAACCUGCCGAAGGGGAAGAAAUCCACCCCGCAGGCGGCCGAGCCCAACAACCACACAGAGUAUGCCAGCAUUCAGGCCGGCCCUCCGCCCGUGUCCGAGGACACCCUCACCUAUGCCGACCUGGACAUGGUCCACCUCAACCGGGCCCCCAAGCAGUCAGCCCCUAAACCCGAGCCAUCCUACUCAGAGUAUGCCAGUGUCCAGGUCCAGAGGAAGUGAAUGGGACUGUGGUCAUUUCUAGGGUCUGUCCCCAUGAGCCUUACUGUCCCAGCUGUGGACAGAGGGCAGCUGUGAUGAGGACAGCCAGCCCAGUUCCCAGAAGGCUAGGGUGGUGCAGGCCUGGAACCCAAGGAUGAGCUGGCUCUUGUCUCCCUUACCCACUUGGCUCUCGAGCAUUUCCAGGGCGGCCACAGCACCUCCACGUUGCCAUACACGGAGGCUGAUGUUGCCAGAGCAGCCAGAGAACCGAACUGGGAACUGCCUGGAGUCCCCAGGGCCACAAGAACCCUCAUGCCUCCAUCAGCCAUGGGCCUUGGUCAUACUCCUGGAGACCCUGACUGCCUCUCUGAUGCUCUGCAGCCUGAUCUUCCAGGGUGAGGAGGGAGAAGACCCCACCUCCUCCCACCACCACCACCACCACCAUUACCACUACCACCACCAAGCUGGGGCUUUGGGAAAAGUUUACCCAUUGAAUCGAACUGCUCCAUCCAUGGAGAAGCUGGAAGAAAACCUCUGGGACCCAAAUCCCAAGACUCGUUGAGAUUGCUGCUGACAGUCCUGGCCUCCCCAUCUCUGGACUGAUGAGCAGCAAGCCCUAGGAGAGGAGAGGACCCUCUGAGGAAUCCCACCACUACCACUACCAAGAACCAAGUAACAAAACUUUCCUCUUCCUGGUGGCCCUCCAGGACCCCUUGAGGGCCCAUCAUCCUGACCGUGACACUCCACAUGGCCCCACGUCUCCGUUCCAGACCUGAGCUUGCUUCCUCCAGCUAGCACUAACUCAGCAACAUCUCGCUGUGGACGCCUGUAAAUUAUUGAGAAAUGUGAAACGUGCAAUCUUGAAACUGAGGUGUUAGAAAAUUUGAUCUGUGGUGUUUUGUUUUAUUUUUUUCUUAAAACAGCAACGUUAUCUUGGCUCUCUGUCAUGUGUUGAAAUACAUGGUUGGGUCUUGUGCAGUCUGAGGUUUGACGGUGGGUUGUCCUGGAGGUGUUUUCUUAUAGCAGAAACUGAGUUCCUCCAUGUCCCAGAGCCCUGAGGAUGGGGAAGAAGGUUCCAGCUGGGCUCCUCCAUGUAUGCUCAGCCUUCUUUCCAGGACUAAAUUGGUCACGUUCUCAGCUGAGCCACGCGGCUGGUACUACUGCCUUCCAUGUCAGCAAUGUGGUAAGUCGAGCCUGCCCAGGGCUGUUCUGGGCUGCCUCCUUCACUGUGCAGGCUUGCUGAGACCUAAGCCUCACUCUUCUUAUCCAGAAAGAGGGCAGAGGAAAGAUGCUGUCACUCCCCACCACCUGCACUAGUGUGGACCGGACAGCCUUGCAGGGUAGAAAAGCUGUGCCUGAGUGUUGCCCCCACCACGUUAGCAGCCUUCUCCCAUUCCAGCUCUCUGAGCCAGUCCCUGAAGGAGAAAUCUUCCAUCUCUGCUCUCAAAUCCCACUGGGAUCAAACUGGAAUAAACCCAAGACAGCCAAGAGGACAGGGCAGCUGUGAAGCCAGAACUGACCCACCUUCUGUCCCUCUGUCUCAGGAGGUUGGGUAGAGGCUAUGACCCAUGACCCUCUGAACCCCCAUCCUUCCAAUUCAGGGUGGGGGCCUGUCCAGGCCCAGACAAGCAAAUACUGCAAGCCCUGUUUACUCAGUCUUCACGUAUAACUGAGCAACUUUUGUGGCUGAGACACCAAUCCUCAUGGGUCCAGUCAUUCGAUGCCCAAGGGAUUCCUGGCUCAGGCCAGCAGAUUGAGAAGCAGAGCCAUCCUGCCAUGAGCAGGUGCUAUGAGUGUAAUUCCAGAAGCUCAGCACAUACCCAGCUCCCUGGGGGGAUAGUGCUUUGGUGUGUUACAUGAUGGCAUUCGGGAAUUAGCUGAGCCAACAGGUCAUGUGGGCUGCUUUGGCCCAAAGAGCCAGAGUUUCUCUGUGGCAUCUGGGAGCACAGUGGCCCGACCAUCUGGCUCGGGCUAUUUCCAAAUUCCAAAAGGUUGGCUUGUGAACCUUAGUCACACUCUCUUCUGCCCAGAGAGAGCACAUGUACUUGACACACAUACGCACAUACACACACACACACACACACACACAGGCACACAGAACUUCAAAAGAAUGUUUUCUUGGUGCCAUUUUAAUUUAAUUUUAUUUUGAAUUUUGGAAGGGGAGUAAAGGAAUGAGGCCAAGGAAGUCAUGUAGCUUUAGCUCCAGCCUGGCAGCCUGGAGACUCCUACACCUUGUGUAUCGAACCCCAGGAAAAGGAAGAGGUCGAAACAACACUGUGGAAGGAGCAUGGUUUCAGGAGUUUAUUUUAAGACUGCUAGGAAGGAAACAGGCCCCAUUUUGUAUAUAGUUGCAACUUAAACUUUUUGGCUUGCAAAAUAUUUUUGUAAUAAAGAUUUCUGGGUAACAAUGA
Molecule: messenger RNA, 4054 nt
Organism: Manis javanica (Malayan pangolin)
Lineage: Eukaryota; Metazoa; Chordata; Mammalia; Pholidota; Manidae
Source: RefSeq, a predicted model, not a curated record